Colletotrichum chrysophilum is the source of this 465-nucleotide messenger RNA. RefSeq lists its product as uncharacterized. The coding region runs from base 1 to 465 and encodes 154 amino acids. The record is from RefSeq and is a predicted model, not a curated record. NCBI's taxonomy places the organism in Eukaryota, Fungi, Ascomycota, Sordariomycetes, Glomerellales, Glomerellaceae. The transcript is spliced from 2 exons.
AUGAGACCUGAGAAGGAUCACAAGAGCCGUUCUGGCUCGUCGGGCGACAAGCACCACCACAAGAGCUCGAGGCCCAAACAGCAGACCGCCCAAACGGCCGACCGUGACGAGGCCGGCUAUGAAUCUCAGUACUCCAACCCUGGCAGUUGGAACCCCAGUGGUUUGACAGACGAGCAGCACCGCAAGAAGGCAAGAGAGAGAGAGGAGAGAAGACAGUAUGCCAUUCAGCAUCCUGGCGUGGCAUACCCAAAGAACGGGCAUCGCAGCAGCCAUCCUGGGAAGCAGUUGGCAGACGUCGAACACCUGACUAGCCGUGGCGGUGGCUACCAAGGCCAGGCACAACAGCCGUACUACCCCCAGCAACUCGACAUAGAUGGCGACGACGGAAAUGUCGCUUCAUCCAACAGCUAUGCAGCUAGCUCAUCAUACUACGAUCACCGCACCGGUACUUGGUAUCGCAACUAG